Seminavis robusta is the source of this 750-nucleotide messenger RNA. The record is from the annotation of a GenBank genome assembly. Lineage: Eukaryota; Bacillariophyta; Bacillariophyceae; Naviculales; Naviculaceae.
AUGGCACUACCCAGCGACACAACCAAGCUCUCGACGAGGCUUCCCCACGACGACAUGAUUGCCAAUAAUAAGGCGCAACAAGCCACAACGGACAAAAGUCAGAAUGACGCACAACAUCAAACAACACUCAAUCCCAACCUAUUCCAUCAUGCCAUGGCCAGCACCUUGAGCCACAAACCUGGAUUGAUUGAAGAAUACCAUUUACAACGGUGUACACCCACUCGACAAAACAAUCACCUCAUUGCCAUUGGUUUUCUCAAAGUGGGACACUUGUUGGAUGGACCCUCGGGCACUGUCCAUGGCGGCAUUGUUGCAUUGAUUUUUGACGAUGUCAUGGGAUAUGCCUCUGGCGCCCUGCAACCAUGGUCCGUCACCAAGGACUUACAAGUCGAAUACAAGCGACCCCAGCCACACAAGUCUCGUGUUGUCGUCCGGGUCUAUUUAGAUCUAGACAAAACAAAUAAUUCAAACCAACCGGGGAAAAAGAAGAGAUUGUACCUCAAAGCAACCUGCCGGAGUUGUUUGGGAAACAACAAUGACAAUCCUCAAAGUGCUCUCAAGUUGCACGAGGAGCACGAAGAUGCUAACAAUACCGUCUUGUUCUCGACCGCUACCAUUACAAUGGUACAGGUAUUGUCCAAGCCACCUUCGGCAAGAGAUGCCAAAGCAGCAACAGUACCGCCAGAACCAAGCAGCAAUCAUCAAGGAAACACACACAGCAACAGUACCAUGACAAGAUCUCGUCUGUAA